AGAACUGUUUGUUGCCAAUAUGCUCUAGAGCAGUUCUGCUUAAAAGCUUCACUCACGGUUUGAUUGAUUACGAGAUUAAUUAACAAUUCUUCCGAAAGGUUCCUUCACUCUCACAAUUUGCCUAUUCUAUUAACACGCGUUAUUAUCCAGGUAUCUAGUUUAUUAAUCAUGAUUCAUCAUGAUAUCAACACGUGAGGCUUUUUUAUCUCUCGGUUAUGUAUUUGUACUUGAGAGAAUGAUGUAACCUUACCUUACUGAUCAGAUGUUCAACGCGUUGACCGAAAUGAAGGUUAGAACGGUAGUGCCACUUGUACACACAACACUUGGAGGACUACACGUUAUUUUUUGGAGUUCCAUAGUGAAAUAAAGUUUAGAUAAUUGAUAAUUAGUUAUAUUUGAGGAUAAUGGGGAGGAAGAUUCCGGGCAAAAAACACAGGGGAGUGAAGGAUCCGGAGAAACAACGAGCACAGCGAUGGGCUGAAAUAAAGACAAAAGUAAAUGAUCCACCCAAAGACGACGAGCAAAUAAUCCCCAAGAGUCUCCAGAGAGUAAUUAAACUGAAGGAUGACGUGAAGAGUGGACGAAUAGGAGUUGCAAAGAGGAAAAAAUCACAAAAAGUAAAAGACAAAUUAAUUAAAAUAGGGGGAGGUAGUGCGUCAACAAACCAUCCCAAAGGGAGACCCGAAAAAGCUGUGCCCGUGUUCAAUCAGAUGCCAAAUGAAAGGCCUUAUCAAUUUCUUAAUAGAGUCAAACGAGAAACUCAGAAUUUCAUCAACGAAACUGUGUUUGAAAAAAAGUACGGCGUUCAAGUCAAGCGGAACGUUGAGACAGGAACGAUUGAGGGUUUGGAAAAGGCUCCUAAGGACGAAAUUGACGAGUUAAUGAAACUCCAGAAGAAACAUAAGAACAUUGGAAAGAAAAAGAAGAAAACGACUGAAAUAAAAUUGUCCAAGAGUCAAAAACGAAUGAAAAAAUUAGAACUGAAGAAGGCGUCCAAGUUGCAGGAGAAUAUUGAUGAGUUUAAACAAUUUAGGGAGGAUAUUAAAUUCGGGGACAUUGUGCAUGCACCACCUGAUCUGAAAAUCAAACCUGCCAGGAUUGAGAAGCUUAAAACAAAGCCUGGAAGACCUGAUUUACUUCUGAACUCUCUUUUAAAUAAAUCUCCAACUCCGAGAGCGACUGUAAUCGACAGGACUGGAAAACGAAAGAAUCUCCCAUCGGCGGAACGGAGAAUCCUGGAGAAGCAACAGAGUGACAUCGUCAAUGCCUAUAGGCUAAUGAAAGCUAAAAAAUCAUUAAAUCAAGAUUUAGACUAAAAGAAGAGUAUUUUUACAAUGAAUCACACGAUCCAGACUCCCACCUCUCCUUGACCACCAAUCUCCCUGCCAGAAACCAGGUUCUGCCCCGAAUAAUGGACCGGGUGUGACUGAAAAACAAGUGCUGACAUCUAUAGUACAAGUGCCGCCAUCUUGCGUGACAAAGAUGGAGGACAGAGCGUUAGUGAAUUGUGUUGUGCGGUCGCGAGUGUUUCAGUGAAAAGUAAAUUGUCGGUGGAGAUAAUGAGUGUUGGUGAAAUAUGUUAAUGCGAGUGAUUUUGUGGGUUUUGUGCUUUCUUCGAUUUUAUGGGAUGUGUCCACAUGUGUUCGUGGUUGUUAUUGAACAUGCCACAAAGGAGGAUAACCUGUUGUGCUGGGCGCGAGUCAUUACCGAUUUCAAUGGUACAGAAUGCCGACUCAACCUCAAAACUAACAACAGUGUGGAAUUAAUAGUGUGAUAAAAAUGAGCAUACAGUAAUAUAAUUAACUCAGAAGUUUAACGCCAUGUAAUACGUUUAAUUGCCCAUUAAAAAAAUGGAGGAGGACACGCGGUCGCCGUGGAGUUGCAUGGAUCAACCAUGUAUUCCA
Molecule: messenger RNA, 1904 nt
Organism: Diachasmimorpha longicaudata
Lineage: Eukaryota; Metazoa; Arthropoda; Insecta; Hymenoptera; Braconidae
Product: coiled-coil domain-containing protein 137
Exons: 5
Coding region: 405-1316 (303 amino acids)
Cellular component (GO): nucleus
Source: RefSeq, a predicted model, not a curated record